This is a messenger RNA of Cladocopium goreaui, 3303 nucleotides long. The record is from the annotation of a GenBank genome assembly. Lineage: Eukaryota; Dinophyceae; Suessiales; Symbiodiniaceae.
AUGGUGGAGGACCCGGCAGACAGCUGGAAUGCUCUUUUUGCAGGGGCUGCAUUGCUGUGCUUUUAUUGCAGAGGCAGAUGGGGUGAUCUGAUGCGGAGCGAAAUGGCUUUCAUGGACUAUGACGACAAAGGUUGUCCCGCCUUUCUGGAGACACGAACAGGGAGGCACAAGACAAUGGCAGCACAGAUGCAUAGGCACCAGUUUCUUCCGAUGGUGGCUCCAGUCAGAGGAGUCAACGGCAAGGACUGGGCCACUCCAUGGGUCGAACUUCGGAGGGCGAAAGCUUUGGCCUUCCCACCAGAGGGGCUGAUAAUGCCAGCCCCUGACCAACAUGGACAAGCCACAGAAAGGCCUUUGGAGUCUGGAGAGUGCGGCAAGUGGUUGCGAAAGUUGCUGGACGUUGCUCACCCUGCAGGGGUUCCAGGUGUACGCCGAGUCAGCAGCCACAGCCUCAAAUGCACCAUGUUGUCGUUUGCAGCAAAACGUGGGCUACCAGUCCCUGACAGACUCAUGUUGGGGUAUCACUCAUCAAACAUGCAAAUGUCACUUGUGUACUCUAGAGACGGAGCUGCAGCAAGCCUUUUGCUUUUGGAACGUUUGAUUGAUGAGAUAGUGAAAGGGAAGUUCAGACCCGACAGCACUCGCAGUGGCCGCAUUGUUGAGUCACCAGUGGAGUUGCCAGGCCCCCAGCUAGGCAAAGUCAAAGUGGAAGUGGUUGAUUCAUCAGAUGACGAAGCAGCAGUUGAUGCAGGAGUUGAAGAGUCAUCUGAUAGCAUUUCUGACUCCAGCUCUUCUGAUCAAUGCAUUCCUCAGGAUCACAGUUUGAACAAGGUAUAUGGGCGGCUGGGUUGGCACGAUCACCGACAAUGGCUGGGGCCUGCCCUACGCUCGGUGGGUGUCAUAGAUCAACAAUUUGACACCCUGGCUCAGACCAUCUUCGGUGGCGGCUUCACCUUGGGACAGACCUCAAUGCUACGGAGGCUUCACUUUGAGUCGAUAGCAUCGGUCAAGCAGAGAGUCGACGGAGAGUCUUCAGACCGGCCUGACAGUGUCAAGCGCAUACCAGUUGCAGAAAAGCGCUACAGCCAGCAAGCUCCACCAAACUUCCACCCAGUGAAGAUGGACCAGUUGGUGCGUGCAGACAGAGAGCUGUGGACUUUGCUGGCACAGGAACACAAAGGAACCUUGAAAGUGAAUGCAACCGGCGAGAUUCCGCUGGACGGCCUUUUCAGGUCAUGUGGUGUUGAUAUUUGCCUUUUUGAGCUGGAAGAUCAGACACAGGUUGAUGUGUUGUGCAAGUUUUUAGAGGAGGAGGCCUGCAUCAGGUUCUUCGGAGAAGCUGUGCCUACAGCAAUCAUGGAGGCACUGGUGAGACGCUUCGAGCAAGCUUGUUGGUGCAAUCGUUUGUUGAAAUCGAGGUACCAUGAUUUUUGGUGUCGGCGCAAAAAAAAUCGAGCUUUCAAAAUAUGGUGCAGUGAGACGCCACCAGCCGCCAUCGUGUACGACGACGAAACACCAACGACAGUUGUGGAUAUCAAGUUGAAGCGGAAAGACUGGGCGGCCAAAGCUCUGACUCAGGCCGGUGAGGUGGCAUUGAAACAUAUUUCGGAUUACAAAAAUUCAAUGGAAAAAAUGAGAAACAACCGCAUUUUGCGCAUCACGGUGCCAUGUGAAUUUUGGUUCGAAGUCAAGGUGGUCGAAGGAGGUGAUUUCUGGGAUGAAUUUUGGAAAAUUAACGAUGCGCUGGAGUUCAACCAAGAGAUUCUCUGGGUGGGCAAGACUGCCAAGCAUGCGUUGUUGACAGAUUUUAGCGAUGCUGCUCGAGAAAAGGCACGCAGAUUUGGAUACCAGUUUGACAAAGACUUGAUUCAGCACGGCGGUUACCAUGUCGUACACCUUCGAGCAGAACAAGAUUGGCAAGCGCACUGCAAAGUCUGGCUGUCGUGGCGUGAAAAAAGAGACAACUGCAUAAAUAAUACUUUUUCCAUCGGGAAUGUGCUGCUGUCAGAGGGUAUUUCUCCUGCUUUGCCAGUCUAUUUGGCUACUGGCCUUUCUGAAAGUGAAAUUCAAGGUUUGCAAGAUCUUUCUUCUAUGCAUAGUUUUUUCAACAUCUACACAGUCGUCACCAAAGGCAUGCUAGGGUUGCCGGCAGACGUUGGCAACAAGAGAGAAUAUUGGGCUGCAGUGGAUUACAUGUUUAGUCAAAACGCAGACCGGUUUGUGGGCAAUAGCAUUUCCACAUUUUCUGCUUUGACCAUGGAAGUUCGAGCCCGACAAAAAAUGCCAAUUUUGCCUUACAAUGGAGGGACAAUGAAAUUGGAAGAAAUCAACUGUAUCCGGUCAAAUGCAUUGACAAUGAUACCUCCAAUGAGGGCAGAAAUUAAAUGGGUGUUCACUCUCCCUCGAAAAAUUGAGCAGAACGAUUUGGUUUACAACAUGACUAUGGUGGCUGUGAAAAGUGCGGCUGCCAAAACUGGACUGAUCCCGGUCUGUGUGACUGCAGAGGAUCCUUCAUCAACAGUGCUUGUGAAACUUGUCUCUAUGGGCGUGAGGGUGAUCUACCACAGACCAGAAUGGUUGGGGAUUGCAGAACGAAAUUUGGAGCAGAAAAAUGUUCGUGAGGCUCAACUAGAUGCGAUGAUGGCACAGUGGCUGCGCAUUGACAUUCCAGUCCUGGGGCUUUUGGAUGAAUUCGUUCUCUACACAGAUAUUGAUGUUCUUUUCACAGGCGACAUUUUUUGGAAAGACCUCUUGGGUAAGAAUCACCUGAGCCUUCGUGGAUCAUUGGUGCGCAACAUGUUUGGUAAGGGUUUCUUUGACGAGUAUGCAGCUACAGGCCGCGUUGGGGUUCCAAAAUUUCUUGGAGUUGCGGAGCGUUGGGGCUCAACCGUGCCAGCAUCGAAGAACGAGGAUGGCUUGGACUGCGGCGUGAUGUUGAUGAAUCUACGUAGUUUACGUGAGUCUCAUGAGCGCUUCAGACAGUUUGUGCUCCGCAAGCAGUGGAAACAGCUGUUGAAACUGGCCGAUAUGCAUGGAUCUGAUCCUUGCGUCUAUGCUGGAUUCUAUCAGAUAUCCAAUUUGCCUGGACGAUUGGUUUGGAAACCGCAAGGAAUGCAGUUGGCAAGUCUUACCCAUUUUGAAGGCAUGAAUUGUGCAGGUGUUGCAGCUUACAUGAGAAAUGGUGGAAAUGAUGGAGCAAGGACACAGCCCUACAAAGAGAGGCUUGAGGAAUGUUUCGACCUUGAAAUUUGUCGGAUCUCUUACCUGGAAUUCUGUUCAGACUAUACUGCAUACGUGCGAUAA